This is a messenger RNA of Anneissia japonica, 2240 nucleotides long. RefSeq names its product ankycorbin-like. Gene Ontology annotation, cellular component: cytoplasm; nucleus. Lineage: Eukaryota; Metazoa; Echinodermata; Crinoidea; Comatulida; Comatulidae. The transcript has a single exon. The coding region runs from base 570 to 1928 and encodes 452 amino acids. The record is from RefSeq and is a predicted model, not a curated record. Gene Ontology annotation, molecular function: protein binding.
GAGGAAUAAUCUGCAUAAUUCACAAUCACUCAUGUUUUCUUGUUCGAUCGACUACAUUUGCCGCAAUGUUAAGUUAUUUUUCUUUUCAAAUUAGACUGGAAAAAAGAGAAAUAGAUUACAACAACUUGAAAUAGCACGCUUAAUGAUGACGUCACCAUUUGGAGAAUAUAUUUAUUAUCGCUUGUUCGAUCUAUCUUAAUUCCCAAGAAAGGUUCAGAAGUAGAAAUCACAAACGAGAAAUGACGUUCCAUUGUGCUUCCCGAUUAACGGAAUAACAAAUUCUUCAGAGCAGAGUUGGUGAAGUGUAAGUCUAUAUUCGUGAAUUGUAUACUAGCUGUUGCUUAUCACUGCGCAUAAUUAUGCAAAUUUGACUCUUAUUUUAUAGCUCAUAUUCUCAGAUCCAACAUACAUUAGAUUUUUUCCGUCUACAUAUCUAAGAGAGGCAAGCUUAUUCGAAUAUUCCCGGGAGAGAACAGUUCAAGUUAACGAUUUAUCUCAUAUAUAUUCAACGUCGUAUAUCAAGUGCGGUGGAAAAUUAUUGUAUCUUGGAUUUCGAAUAAAAUUUUAGAAUGGCGACCGAGAAACAAGGUUCGCUACAGACGAUCUUUAGUAGAAUUCCUUCAAUGAGGGAAAGGAACCGCCGUAGCAGUAUGGGACAACAUUCGGGAGCAAGUGCCCUGCAUGAAGCUAUAGCUAAAGGUAAGCUUCAUCUAAGCCGGUUUAUUAUCGAAGCAACAGAGGAACGCACACUUGUAAAUGUCAAAGACAGCUACGGCAAAACGCCUUUAAUACGUGCGUGCAAGCACGUUGAUCGUAACACGCGAAUACGUGCCAUGGAGUUGCUCAUAAAACACGGUGCUGAUGUUAAUUUAAAGGACAAUGUCGGACGCACGGCGUUGAGUUAUGCUUGUCACCUGAAAUAUAACGAUGCAGUUGCAUUACUGGUGAAAAACAACGUCGACCCGAAUAUCGAGGAUAAUAGCAGUAACACUCCGCUUAUGUAUUGCGCCAAGUGUGGCAACGUUGGGGCCAUAGAAACUAUCAUACGGUCUUUCAAACGAUUAGGUCUUGACGUUGAUCACAUUAACGAAGAGGGGUUAACACCUUUAAUGGAAGCUGCGAGAAAUGGAUACACCGAAUGUAUAAAAAUUCUUAUUCAAAAUGGAAAGGCUUCGCUAGUCUUGCGUGACUCAUUUCGGAAUCUGAACGCAGAGGAGUGGGCGCAGGAAAAUGGAUGCAAUCCAGAAACAAUGGCGAUUUUUCAAAAAAAGAAAAGUUCACCUUUAGGAAGACGUCAUUUAGAGUCAGGUCAGACAGAAAAAGACCGGCACAGUAUCAAUAGUUCGUUUGACCAUGGUGGCAGCUCUGAUAACACUCUUCCACCAGAAACGCCAACUUCAAAUCCGGUAGUGUGGGAGUCGAUGUCAGAACUACAUUAUAAACAGACUAGCAGUAAAGAUGAUAACGGGGCUGGAUGUUCCCAUCCUUCCCCCAACUUUGACUGCUCAAUCAAAAUUACCCGAGAGAGAAAUUCGAAUGUGCCGGUAUUGGUUAGGCGUGAUAAAAUAAUGAAUACAAUUGAGCCUAAAAGAAGACACGGUCGUCCACGAUCUUCAAACUAUAUGGAAUAUAUGUCAAGGAGUUUUGAUGGGGUGGAACGUGUGAAGAAAGAUCAGGUCUAUCGCCUCAGCGCUAGCCAUGAAUCCCUACUAGACCUAACUCUGCCCUGUCCCAGUUUUUCUGUAGGUUUAAGUGCCAGUGUUGAAAAUAUUCGGAGCAAAGUGGUCGAAGAUAAGGACUUGCAUCUUGACUCAAAUUGUGAUUUAGUAGGAAACCUAAGCUUCAGUAAAUGUGCCAGCCCCCUCCUGAAACAGAAAAGGAUGGAACGAUCAACAUCACCGGAAACGACAUGUCUCCCUCCAAUCUAAACUGGACUUGUGCGUUAGUAGCGCACAUACCUACUCGAGAUUACGCAUAUCCCGUGCGGCCUUUUUUAGAAUCGUCCGUGUGUUUGCGGAUUUACCUGUCAUCAUGUUUUCAGCUUGUGCGUUGGUUAAUCACACUCCUGCUCCAGUUUGAAUAUUUAUAUUUUCUGAACAAGAUCAGCCAGUCAUGUUAUUAGAAUUAUGAUAUUGAAAAUGUGCACAGACGUGGUUCUGGUGGACCAAAAUUGUGGUUGAAAAUAUUCAGAUAUGUCUUAACUGCCAUUUGUUGACUCUGAAUCUAAUGUAGAGUAAGUG